GGAAUUUCUUUAUAAAGUUGAAUUUCUUUUCCUUCUUUUAUAAGAAACUAAAUAUCAAAGAUUAAUCUUCAGAUCGAAGCUAUUUGUGCUUCUUUGCCUUCGAACCUUGGGAUUUGCCUUCUUUUGGAUUGUUUGCAGACUUGUCUUACUGAUUGCGACAAGUCUUUAGGAGUUUCGGGUUUCUUUCUGGAUCAUAAUACUCUUCAUAUAUUGUCUAAUAGUUUAUUGGUUCAUCAAACUAUCUACAUCGAUCCUUCCUUUUUGAAGAGCGGCUAGCAUAUCCGACAAAACUCAAACCCACCUCCUGCCUCUUAUUUCGUACAUUACAAAACGGCCAUCACAACAACAACAAAAGCAAAAACAGCAAGAAUGCCUGCCAGCAGCAUCCCAACAAAAGGAGCAGAUGGUCGCAGGCUCAAAACAUGGGAAGUAGAAGCACAAGCCUCAGUUGACAUCAACAAAAACUUGAAUGACUUCCUUGAGCAUAUCAAAGACGAGCCACUUGGUCCCAGUCUUGCAGCCAUCGCAACCGAGUUGAGCAAAAUUUACGAAGACAACGAGAGGGAAACUCGACGAUUCACACACGAUCUACAAAAAAGGUUCCAGGAAGAAGGCGAGGGGUAUGAUAAAGAUGCUUUACAAUUUAUAAGGAAAUUGACCUCUGGUUUACAAUCUGGGCUUCACAGCUUGGAUAAGGGAAACCCCAUUCCAAAAGAAUGGUUUCAGCAGAUGGAUAAGGUACGUAACCUUUUUUUUAUCCUAUUUACUUGAGAGCGCCUUAAAGAGGACAAUCAACUAACUUUUGUUCUGUUUAUAGUGGUUAAAUGAACAAUCUAAAGUUAUCAGUCACAAAUUCAACCACAGAAAACAGAUUUUCACCAUAACCCUCACAAAGAAGUAUACAGAGGCCGAAAAAAAUCGACAAGCAACGCUUAUAAAUGAAGAACUAAUGCUCUUGAAGUUAUUCUGGAAAGUCAAAAGAUCUAUCGUAUGUUUUCCUUCCAAUUUUUUUCAUACCAGUCAAAAUUAACAAAGCAGCAGGAUGCAAAAGAACGUACAAUUGAAGAAGGAGCCAGCACUUUGGAACUUCAAUCAUCCGCUAAGAUAAUACCCACCAAGGCAAAUAACACUGGUUUUGCUGCGGCCCCUCGUACAAUUUUACCUUCUAGUCCUACUGGAGCGGUUUCUACUCCGAAUAAACAGAUGCCAGCAAGUCCGAAUAAGAAGCAGAAAACUACAGCUUACUAUGAUUUAACUGAGUCCCCUGAGCCGACGGAUAUUAGUUGGUGAUUGGAUGUACUGGCUAGUCCUAGAUGGAUUCGGGAAUGCUUGGAAUGAUUUUGCUGGUGUUGGUAUCGCUCCGGUGGUGCUACUUGCAUUGUACUAUUACAGUAUUUGUGGUUAUUCAUUCUUAAUUAUUACACCAUGAAAAGAAGGGGUCUAUUUAUAUUAAAGAGAAGGGCGCUAGAGUUCGCUAGUGGUACGGCUCCCUUUGUGACGCUAGUCACAUGUCGAUUAGUUUGCUGCUAUUAUUGAUAUCAUCUUGUUACUUCGGAUGAUUCUGAUGGGGUUUACAUGAUGAAUCGAUGUAUUUGUGAAUGAUAAGAUGAUUGAGAAUGAGGCUUUUUCAUUUCUGACCUUGAGAUUCCCACGUACUCUUUUGUCUUCCGAGCAUUCAUUGUAGUACCUAGCUAUAGAAUGAUAAACGGGACGAGAGAAUACUAAUAAUGUCCAGUUGGUCAUAAACAAGUCUUCAUCUAUUAUCAUCUUUUGUCCCCAUUCCAUUUGGAAGAAUAUUCCUAGCGGCUUCAAGCGAGAUGCUAUUCUCUGCACUGCGCCUCUAGUCAAAAUAUUUUCCUUCAGACAUACCGUACCAUAGAUGCCAAAUAUCUACUUGGACAUUGGCUCAU
This is a messenger RNA of Sclerotinia trifoliorum, 1910 nucleotides long. The record is from the annotation of a GenBank genome assembly. NCBI's taxonomy places the organism in Eukaryota, Fungi, Ascomycota, Leotiomycetes, Helotiales, Sclerotiniaceae.